AUGGCGAAAGUUUUGGCCUCUCUUUUCGCCAUCUCUUUGUGCCAGAUCACAGCGCUUGCAUCUGUGGCAUCCCAAUUCAACGGGUCGGUGUAUCAAGAUGCAUCACGGUCUCCAAAAGAGAGAGCCGACGACCUCCUCAAGUUGAUGACUUGGGAGGAGAAGGUUGGCCAGUUGGGCGGUAUCCGUCGGCUUGCUGAAAGGGUCAACGGUGCACUGUCUUACAACGAGACCUCUUUUGAAGAGAUUAGAAAGACACAAAAUGGUCAAAUUGGUUUCGGUGCCCCUACGAACUACGCCUAUGAGCUGCUACCAAUCGCCAACAAGGUACGGGCCGAGCAAAUCAACAACACUCGUCUCGGCAUUCCUUACAUCACAAUCGCCGAUUCCGUCAAUGGCUUGAUGAUAUCAGGCGCCACCAUCUUUCCAGGGGCCAUAUCCAUGGGCGCAACAUGGAAUAUCCCACUUUACGAGCAAGCUAUCGCUGCGAUUCGUGACGAGAACAUGGCGGUGGGGACUCACUGGGUACUUUCGCCCGAGGUUGACUUGGCCAAGGAUCCGAGAAAUGGUCGGAAUGGCGAGAUGUAA
Molecule: messenger RNA, 585 nt
Organism: Colletotrichum chrysophilum
Lineage: Eukaryota; Fungi; Ascomycota; Sordariomycetes; Glomerellales; Glomerellaceae
Exons: 2
Coding region: 1-585 (194 amino acids)
Biological process (GO): glucan catabolic process
Molecular function (GO): beta-glucosidase activity
Source: RefSeq, a predicted model, not a curated record